Messenger RNA from Rubroshorea leprosula, 1070 nucleotides. NCBI's taxonomy places the organism in Eukaryota, Viridiplantae, Streptophyta, Magnoliopsida, Malvales, Dipterocarpaceae. The record is from the annotation of a GenBank genome assembly.
UUUCUUAAUAGUGGAUUUAUUUCUCUCUUUCCCGUGGACGUAGACUUGUUGAGAGGUGUACAAGUCGAACCACGUUAAAUUGUUGUCUCAAUUUCUUUAUCGCUUUCACUUGUUAGGAUUGUGGUGUUCGAAAUUCCCAACAAGUGGUAUCAGAGCUAUUGGUAGAGCUCCUAGUGUUGUGGCAAAAUGCAAACUGAAGCCAUGAAGUAUUCAAUUGAGUUGUUCGAUGGCAAAAAUGACUUUGCUCUAUGGCAAAGCACUGUGAAGGAUGUCCUUACUUGUCAAGGACUUGAUGCAGCUUUAGAAGAGACCAAGCCAGCUAAGAUGAGGGAUAGUGAUUGGAGUACUAUCCAAAAGAAGGCAGCAAGUCAAAUUCGGCUGGCGCUUGCACCGGAGGUAAAAUACAACGUCCUUUCAGAGACUACUCCAAUAGGCAUGUGGAGAAAGCUUGAAGAGAUAUAUGCUUCAAAAUCUUUAACCAAUCGAUUGUGUUUAAAGAUGGAGCUAUAUCAAUUGAAGAUGGCAAAAGGCACUAAUAUUCACAGGCACUUAUCUGAUUUCAACAUGAUGGUGACACAAGUAGUGAAUGUCGAGGAUGUUCUAGAAGAAGAGGAAAAAGCUUUGCUUUUACUUGCAUCCUUGCCAAAGUCUUACAAUUUGCAUUUUGCCACAACACCAAGAGCUCUACCAAUAGCUCUGAUACCACCUGUUGGGAAUUUUGAACACCACAAUCCCAACAAGCGAAAGCGAUAAAGAAAUUGAAACAACAAUUUAACGUGGUUCGACUUGUACACCUCUCAACAAGUCUACGUUCUCGGGAAAGAGAGAAAUAAAUCCACUAUUAAGAAAAAGAGUACAAUAAUUUGGAAGUUCUCUCACUUAAGAAGCUCUCAACCCUUAGCUUCAAUCUAUAGAAACUCCCAAAUUCUCCCUAAUAUUCUCUCUUAAUCUACACAAGGAUUUCUCACAAUUUCUCUCUUUCUUUUCUCUUACAAGAGCUCUCCCUCAAUUUCUCUUGCUUUCUCCUACUCUUGCUUGCUCAUUGCCUUUGCAUGCAUGGGUAUUUAUAG